AGGAAGCGGAAGUCUCGUGCGCUCCGGGACUAGCGCCGCCGCACGUGCGUGGUCUCCGCGGUUGUUGCCGGCGCCGCUGCUGCCGGGGUUGAGGGGUCUGAGAAGCGGCGCUAUGGGGAGGCUGCGGCGGCGCUACAACAUGAAAGGGCGGCAGCAGCCGCAGCCGCCGCCGGGGCCUGAGGUUCAGCGGCCGGGCGUCCAGGUGCAGCUGGAGCUGGACGACAGGGGCCUGUGGAAAGGAGUGGAUGAGAGCAACGCGCUUGUCCUGCCCGGACGGAAAGAGAAGAAAAAGAAGGCCGCACCCACCUCCAAGAAGGAGAAGAAGCCUCUGACCAAGAAAGAGAAGAAACUCUUACAGAAAGUGUUGGAGCAAAAGAAAAAAAAGACUGAGCGAGCAGAAUUACUGCAGAAACUGAGUGAAGUCCAGGCCUCUGAGGCGGAAAUGCGGCUUCUGUAUACCACCUCCAAGCUGGGGACUGGCGAGCGGAUGUACUGCAGCAAAAGGAAGAUAGAAGAAAGUGGACCUGGGGGUCCGGAGAAGAUUAGUAGCCUCAGUGGUGCCUACAGAAAAAGACGAAGGCAGCCAUCUGAAGAGGAGCCUGAGUCCUCCAAUGAGGCUGAAACAGGGAGUGAGGCCGAGGGCUCGGAAUCCCCAGCAUCGGCUGGAGUUAGUGCAGAGGCAGAGACAACAGCGGCCGUGAAACCCGCCGAGCCCAUCAGCAAGGACGAGAGCUCUCCCUCUGGCCGCCAGCCAACCUCCACACUGGCAUCUCCUCCCCCCGCUUCCCAAGCGCCAUCUGCAAAGCCGGCCAUUUUCGUCCCAGUGGACCGCUCUCCUGAGAUCCAGGAAGCCCGGCUCAAGCUCCCCAUUCUUUCAGAAGAGCAAGUGAUCAUGGAGGCCGUUGCUGAGAACCCCACUGUCAUCGUAUGUGGGGAGACAGGGAGUGGGAAGACCACCCAGGUGCCCCAGUUUCUCUAUGAAGCUGGGUAUAGCAGCGAUGGCCUCAUCGGGAUUACUGAGCCUCGCCGAGUGGCUGCUGUGGCCAUGUCCCAGCGGGUGGCCAAGGAGAUGAACCUUUCCCAGAGGGUGGUUUCCUACCAAAUCCGAUAUGAAGGGAAUGUGACCGAGGACACCCAGAUCAAGUUCAUGACAGAUGGGGUCUUACUCCGAGAGAUCCAGAAGGAUUUCUUACUCUCCAAGUACAAAGUGGUCAUCAUCGAUGAGGCCCAUGAGAGAAGCGUCUACACGGACAUUCUGAUUGGGCUCUUGUCUCGAAUCGUGUCUCUCCGGGCAAAGAAGCAGCAGCCCCUGAAACUGCUUAUCAUGUCAGCCACACUCCGAGUGGAGGACUUCACCCAGAACUUGCGGCUCUUCUCAGCACCUCCCCCUGUUGUAAAGGUGGACGCCAGGCAGUUCCCCGUGACUGUCCACUUUAACAAGAGGACACCGCUCCAUGACUAUAGUGGCGAGUGCUUCCGGAAAGUCUGUAAGAUCCACCGCAUGUUACCUCCAGGAGGCAUUUUGGUGUUCCUGACGGGGCAGGCUGAGGUGCACUCUCUCUGCCGAAGACUCCGGAGAGCCUUCCCAUGCCACAGAGGCAGCACUAGAGGAACCGAAGAGAAGGAGGAUUCUGUGGAAGAGAUGAGAAAAUUCAAGAAGUCCCGAGGCAAGAAGGCCCCUGCGGCACUGCCCAGAAUCGAUUUGGAUAAUUACUCAGUGAUGCCUGUGGAUGAAGGAGAUGAGGACAGGGAGUCAGAAAUGGAUGAGGAAGAGGAUGCUGUGGGAUCUGAUCUCGACCUAGACCUGGGAGACGGGGAAGACGAAGAAGAUGAGAAGCCAGAUGCCUCCCUCCCGCUUCAUGUCCUGCCACUGUAUUCGCUACUAGCUCCAGAGAAGCAAGCCCAGGUGUUUAGAACUCCCCCAGAGGGAUGCAGACUGUGCGUGGUGGCCACCAAUGUGGCUGAGACGUCCCUGACCAUCCCUGGCAUCAAAUACGUAGUCGACUGCGGCAAAGUCAAGAAGAGGUUUUAUGACAAAGUGACUGGCGUGUCCUCUUUCCGAGUAACGUGGGUGUCCCAGGCAUCGGCUGAUCAGCGGGCAGGGAGAGCCGGGAGGACAGAGCCAGGCCACUGCUACAGGCUAUACUCAUCGGCCGUUUUCAGUGACUUUGAGAAGUUUUCUCCUCCUGAAAUCACCCGGCGGCCCGUCGAGGAUCUGGUCCUUCAGAUGAAAGCUUUGAACAUAGAAAAGGUUGUCAACUUCCCGUUUCCAUCCCCUCCCCCCAUGGAGGCCCUGGUCGCCGCAGAGGAGUUGUUGACGGCGCUUGGAGCUUUGCGGGAGCCCCUGCAGACAGGACGGCUGAAGCAGCUGCAAGGGGCAAAACUGAGCUGCCCAAUCACCCCCCUGGGGAGAACUAUGGCCACCUUUCCAGUGGCUCCCCGUUAUGCCAAGAUGCUGGCCCUCAGCCAGCAGCAUGAAUGCCUGCCCUACGUCAUCACCAUCGUGGCUGCCAUGACCAUCCGAGAGGUGUUUGAGGAGUUAGACAGACCGGCUGCCAGCGAGCAGGAACAGGUGCAGCUGAAGGGGAAGAAGGCACGUCUGACUCAGAUGCAGAGACUGUGGGCCGGCCAGGGAGCCUCGCUGAAGCUGGGUGACAUGAUGGUGCUGCUGGGUGCAGUGGGGGCCUGUGAGUACUCGGGCUGCACACCCCGAUUCUGUGAAGCCAAUGGACUGCGGUACAAGGCCAUGAUGGAGGUGCGGCGGCUUCGGGGGCAGCUGACCACAGCAGUGACCUCCAUCAGUGAGCACGCCUCAGGCCUCUUUGUGGACCCCAAAAUGGAGCCCCCGAACAACGACCAGGUGAAUUUCCUGAGGCAGAUGGUGCUGGCCGGGCUGGGCGACCACGUCGCCAGGCGUAUCCAGAGCGAGGAGCUCCUUGAUGAGAAGUGGAAGAACGGCUACAAGACCCCUCUGCUUGACGAUCCUGUCUUCAUCCACCCCAGCUCAGUCCUUUUCAAAGAGCUCCCUGAGUUUGUGGUCUAUCAGGAGAUCGUGGAAACCACCAAGAUGUACAUGAGAGGGGUCUCCGCAGUUGAAGCCGCGUGGAUCCCAGUCCUGGUGCCCUCCUACUGCCACUUUGAAAAGCCCCUCGAGGACCCUCCCCCGUCCUACUGCUCCGAGACUGGUCGGGUCGUGUGUCACCGGGCCAGCACCUUCUAUCGCGUGGGCUGGCCGCUCCCCGCUGUACAGGUGGACUACCCUGAGGGACUCGAGCGCUACAAGUACUUUGCUAAGUUUUUUCUGGAAGGAGAGGUCUUUAAAAAACUCGCCCGCCAUAGAAGCUGCUUAUUGUCCAGCCCCAGCACAAUGCUCAAGACUUGGGCCAAGCUCCAGCCCAGGACGGAGAGCCUCCUGAAAGCUCUGGUGUCAAAGACAGCAGAUUGCCGGGAUGUUUUACAAGAGGCCUGGAAGCAGGAGCCCAAGUAUUUGCUAUCUGAGUAUUGCGAGUGGCUCCCCCAGGCCAUGCACAACGAAGUCUCCAAACUUUGGCCCCCCUGCAGACCCUGAGCUUCCAGAACCCCCAUCAGCUUUUCUGGCUAUUCCCAUGGCACUGGGCCCAGGGGGCAGUCCAGGCCUCUUCCUGAAAGACUCGGAUGGAGCCUAUCCCCCUGGCACAGAACGGGAAUCCUCUUGUGCGGCCCCGUCAUGCUCCAAGGAGGCAGAUCUAAUCCUGCAAAGCCGGGCUCCCUCUCCUCCCUAUGUGACAAAGCCCACAGCAAUCCUGGAUUUUCUGGUCAUUUUAGUAGUAUUACAGCCUCGUGGCCUGGGCUCAGUAGACCUCUCUGGUUUCUCACCUCCUCGUCUCCUGCCUUGCUGGACUCCCUGUGGCUGCUCUCUUCCCUUGUCGGCCACAGGGAUCUUCUAAUGCCCGGAUCUAUGCAGGUCACUCUUCUCCUCAGGAAGCACUGGGGCCCCACAUUGCCCAUAAGAGAUACAGAUGCCUUUCUUUGCUCUAAGACCUUCACAGUUGGGCCUGACCCAGCCUGUGUCUCCAGACUGGUGACAUGUUUGGGCUCUUCCCAGAAGUGAUACUGUCUGAUUUCUGUCUCCCCUUCUCGAUGACAUCACCACCCUCUCCCCCUAAUGCCCAGAAUGCUCUCCUCCUUCCCCGAGCCACUCGCUUUAAUCAAGGCUCUAGCGCCACCGCCUUCCAGAGACCUUUCCUAAUUCCCCAGCUUUUAAUCCCAUCCUGUCCUGUGUUGCUCCCCCACUUCACUGUGGAUUUUGUAUAUAGUCUGUAUUUACCAGACCGUGAACAUCUAGUACCCCUCAGCUGGACUGCAAGCCCCUUGAGGGCUGGGACUACCUCACUUUUCUACUUAGAUCUUCAGGACCUAGCAUGGUGUCUGUCUUGAACUAAAACUCAGUUCUUUUCUUCUUAAAUUAUUUUUUAAAAUUUCCAGACUUAAACAAAAUGAGUAUUUCUGCCCCUUCCUAACUUCAUGGACCUGAGUAUUCUUCUCCUCUCUCCUCCCCCCUUUCCCACUCCCUUAGAUCUAAACUAUUUGAGCACUAGGGACCCAUCUCACACUCUCUUGAAUUCCCGAGUCCCUUGCACAGACAGGCCCUCCAUAAAUGCUUCUUUAUUCGAUCCCACCCACAACCACCAAAUCUUCACUCACUGGAGAGGAGGGGAGCCUGGAGAGGGACUGGUCUUCCCAUUUCCCUCGUACCGCACCCCUAAUCAUGAUGGCGCUAGGAACGAAUGCCAAGAACUAAGUUAUUCCUGAGAAAGGGAAUCCUUCUCUUGGGCUGUCUGAUAUAAAUAGACACUUGGUUGAAAUAAAUAUAUUUAUGUAAUAUUCUGGA
Trichosurus vulpecula (common brushtail) is the source of this 4870-nucleotide messenger RNA. It is a transcript of the gene DHX37, whose product is annotated as DEAH-box helicase 37. Gene Ontology annotation, cellular component: intracellular anatomical structure; nucleolus. The coding region runs from base 113 to 3568 and encodes 1151 amino acids. Gene Ontology annotation, biological process: maturation of SSU-rRNA from tricistronic rRNA transcript (SSU-rRNA, 5.8S rRNA, LSU-rRNA). Lineage: Eukaryota; Metazoa; Chordata; Mammalia; Diprotodontia; Phalangeridae. Gene Ontology annotation, molecular function: RNA binding; ATP binding. The transcript is spliced from 27 exons. The record is from RefSeq and is a predicted model, not a curated record.